This is a messenger RNA of Doryrhamphus excisus (bluestripe pipefish), 3902 nucleotides long. RefSeq names its product kinesin-like protein KIF27. Gene Ontology annotation, cellular component: microtubule associated complex. The record is from RefSeq and is a predicted model, not a curated record. Gene Ontology annotation, molecular function: microtubule motor activity; ATP binding; microtubule binding. NCBI's taxonomy places the organism in Eukaryota, Metazoa, Chordata, Actinopteri, Syngnathiformes, Syngnathidae. Gene Ontology annotation, biological process: mitotic spindle organization; spindle elongation; microtubule-based movement.
UUGACAGAGUCUGUUUCCAUAGCAACAGAGCUACCGAAGCCGACGCUGAAACGUCAACAAAAAAUGACAACUUGUGUACUACUGAAGAAAUUAAAGCGUAAGUUAAAACAAAAGUAGAUAAUUGGAAAACUGAUAAGACGGAAGAGAAGGAAAUCAAUAUUUAGACUUUUCUCGUUAUUUGCCUUUAAUGUCUUGCUUACUUUCAUCUCUUCAAAGAUGGCGGACAAUUAGAAAGGUUCUUUAUCUCGCUGUUAUGUUGCUUUAAUUUCAUGUCAAAUUAAAACAGUUUCAUUUUGAUGAUCAUGGCGGAGGUUCGUAUCCGUGUGGCGGUUCGGUUGCGUCCACUGCUACCCAGGGAGCUACUACACUCCCACCGGGAAUGUUUACGGGUAAUCCCGGGGGCCCCUCAAGUGAUGCUCGGGUCCGACCAGCUCUUCUCCUUCGACCACGCCUUUGGACCGAGCUCCAGCCAGCAUGAAGUGUACGAGUCCUGCGUUCGGCCGCUGACAAGGGGCCUGCUGGACGGAACCAAUGCCACCGUCUUCUGUUAUGGACAAACCGGGUCUGGGAAGACGUACACGCUGGGAGGGAACAAGAUGGAUGCAGAAGGAGGCAUCAUCUCCUGCUUUGCCAAGGAUGUCUUCACCCUGCUGGAUAAGAAGAAGCAGAGCAGCAGCAAUGGAGUACAUGCUACGGUUCGCCUGUCCUACUUGGAACUGUACAAGGAGGAGCUGAGGGAUCUUCUGGAGCUCGAUACCUCGGGCAAAGACCUUCACAUCAGGGAUAACAUUAGAGGAAACACAGUGGUGGUGGGAGCCAAAGAGGUGGUGGUCUCCUCCUCUGAGGAGCUCCUCAACAUCCUGGAGGUGGGCAACGCCUUAAGGCAAACAGGCGCCACCGGCAUGAACAAGCACUCCAGCCGCUCCCACACCAUCCUCACACUGUGGCUCACCCAGACCUUCCCCGAUAAGCCCUCCAAGGCCGAGCGCCUCUCCAAGUUCUGCGUGGUGGACCUAGCCGGCUCGGAGCGUGUCGGUAAAACGGGAAACACUGGGAUAAGAUUUGAGGAGUCAGUCCACAUCAACACGGGCCUCCUGGCGCUGGGCAACGUCAUCCGCGCCCUCACCAAUGCGGGUCGCCAACGCGGCGCUUAUAUUCCGUACCGCCACGCCAAAAUCACCCGCCUGCUACGUGACUCGCUCGGAGGCAAUGCCUGCACCUUAUUGGUGGCGUGUGUAAGCCCCUCCCACCACAGCUUUGCAGAAAGUUUAAGCGUACUGAAGUUUGCGUCCAAGUCUCGCCACAUUCGCCACCGUACUGAUGUGGAAACACCUGAGGCGUUAACCUUUGACACCCCACCCCUGACUUCCAAAUAUGGUAAUCUGGACCAUGAAGUCCAGCCUCUGAGACCAGUACUGGAGCAGACCAGUCCACAUAACGAUGACAACCAGACACGAGAAACAUCUUACUCUUUAUUGGUCCAUCAAGCUGCUAAACUUCUCAAUGAGGUCUGUGGCACAAAAGUCAACGACUCUUUCACACGUCGAGUGCGGGAGUGGAAUAAGAGACUGAAGGCUGUCAGCUGUCAGUCAAAUCACAGCGAUGAUGUCAGCUGGGUGGCGGACGGAGACUCACGCCAUGUUGUCACCAAAGACACGAAGACGAGUCCGGAGUUUCUGGGGUCAGAUUUUAAAGUGAAAGAAGUAAAGGACUCCACCUUCACGCUGGCUUUUUGUGAGCAGAAAGAACAGAUCGAACGACUCGUGGAUCAGCAGAUCCUCAUCGACCGUCUUCGCUGCGACCUCAUGACCUUGAGGGGUAAAGCAUGCUGCAGGGGUCAACACGGACCUCACAGCGCCAGCUUGAUCCGACCCAGCUGUGGACACAUGCUGAUCAGCAAGAUGCACUCCAGUCUACCGGCCGAGUCGCUGGAGAGGCUGAUGGCUACCUUUAAGGUGACCAGCCAUCGCUUGCAGAGUGAGGAGGAGCGGAAGGAUUUCUGUCCUCUACUGAAACAAACACCAGAGGUCAAAGGACAAGAGACAAAAGACAGGAAGGACUUAGUCAGUGGACUUGGAUGGAUCAGCAGACAGAAGAAGUCGUCCCUGAAGGAAAAGACAUUCGGACAGGAGCAAACGUCCAAGCAAAGACCUCAGCAGGCUACUCGCAUCUCUGAGCAGUGUCGUACGAGGCAGAGAACCAGCUUGACUCAGAGGAGGAUCCAGAUGCUGUCCGCCAACAUGUCCUUAAAAGAGGAGCUGGUCAAAGAGAUGGAAAAAACCGAGAAGGACACCCUCGCAGCAGUGCGGCACGAUUCGGGCGACCGCAGAGAGGACGACGUGCUGGCGCGGCUCUCGGAGCAGAGCAGGAAGUGUCGAGCCACGCUGCGUAACAGCCUGCAGCACAUGGACCUGCUGAGGGCUCAGCUGCAGAAGAGCCUUAGGGGGGCCGGCCUUGAGAGCAGUGACAACCCUGAAGAAUGGAACCCUGACAGGGUGGACAGUCUGGUUCAUUUAAAGGUAUACAGAAAUCAACAACAGCAGGGGUCAAAGGAGCCACACGAGCGCUGUUGGCUGGAGGAGGCCGAGGAGUUGGAGCUCCGGAGGCGUGCCAAGCAGCAGGAGCUGGAGGAGGAGCUCAGGAGCAGCCGGGAGGUCCUUCAACGCAGGGAUGCCUGCCUGCAGCAGAAGAACAAACUGGAGAUGGCCAGGCUACGCUCCAGUCAGGCUUUGCGGCAGGAUCUUCUCCGUGUGUCAAUGCGCUUGGAAACGCUGGAGGAGAAGAAGCAUGCCGCACAAACAUCAAUGAAGGAGCGAGAGACGCUUAAAAAGAGGAGAGACUGCCUGGAUUCCCAACUUAAGGACAACAUCGUGCUAACUGUGGAGGAGGAGCAGUUGGACGAAGCUGUACAAGUCCUGGAUGCUGCUCUGGACUUCAAGCAACGAUCCAUUAAGGACCAGCAGGAGAAGAUGGCGUCGCCGUGCGAGAGCGCCCUUAUCGCUGACGUCACCGGGAAAGUGAGGACGCUCUCCCAAGCCGAAGCAUCGGAGCUGCUUGUCAAAUACUUCAACAAAGUGAUCAGCCUUCGUCAGACAGAAGGUCGCUUGUGUCUGUACUGCGAGGAGCUGGAGAUCUUGUGUGGCGAGCAGGAGGCGGCGUGCAGGCAGCUGGAGGCCGCCUUGCAGCACUUGGCCUUGGACGCUGACCGCAGGCUCACCCUGCAGCAACAGGAACAUCAAAGGAACAUCCAGUCUCUGCUGCACAAACUUCGAGACGGCAUCUCGGAUGAAGCACAGCUGGUACUCCAAGACCGUCUCCAGAACCUGGAGAAGGAACUGUUCUUCUACAAGCACUGUAGUCGCAAGCUGAGGAAGCAACUCAAGGAGUCGCAAAACGACCCCCAACCCGUCGACACGGAUGACCCUGCUCAAACGCACCCUGAGCAACAACCGAGCCCAUCCUCUUCUUCAUCAUCAUCGUCAGCGGACCUGCACGGGGGCGCCAAAGUGGCCCCCGAGUGUCACCAGAUAAGCUCGCUGGCGCGUUUCCACGGAUACAGCGAAAGAUGGCCGCCUCACCACCACCAUCACCACCACCUCGGGUCACGUACGGCGGCCGGUGUACGUCGUAAGAAGCUCAGGGAGCCAUCUCCCGCUGACGUGCAAGCUCGGGAUUCCGUGGUGGACACCGGCAUCGAGAUGCUGUCUGACGACUCGCUGGACGUGUCCGCUAGCAGUUAAUGGGAAUGUUGUGGCUGGUGAGUGAACAUUCCAACUGUUUUCCUAUGACAUCGUCCCCCAAUAACACAAUCUAGAGCAGGGGUCUCAAACUCAAUUUACUUGGGGGGCCACUGGAGCUAGGGUCUGGGUCAGACUGGGACACAUCAGGUCCCCCCCCCCCCC